AGAGGGAGGAACUAAAAUCCACAUUUUACUUUCACUUUCACAGACUCGACAGGCUAGGGUAUGAACCACAUAGUGUUUUACCAUAUCUCAUUUGAACUUAGUUUAUUUAGAUAAAUAAAAGUAACAAACUAGCAAAUAUGGCCAAACUAAGGUUCAUCGUGUCGUGUUUCUGGCUUUGUCUGGCGCGAACGGUGGUCUCCGAAGAUGAUCUUUAUCAUAAAGUGGGAGGUGAGGUCUUGUUGAAGCCAGACAAGUCCACUGUGCCUGGCCCCAUGCCAAACAUCCUAUGGAAGAAUGGGGAGAACAAGGUGGCAGAGUGGGACAAGGAUUUUGGUCUGGACAUCUAUGAUGUCUUCAAAGAGCGCACAACCCUGGACCUGACUACUGGAGAGCUGAAAAUUAUAGGAUUGACGAAAACAGACAGUGGAGUUUAUUCUGUGGAGUUCAACGGCAAAUUGCUUGACAAUACAUAUAAACUAUCUGUUAUCAAGGCAGUCCCCAAACCCACAAUCACUUCUUCCUGUAACUCCAACAAAACCUCCUGCACUCUGACCUGUGAAGGCGACACCACUGAUGCUGAACCUGUCACCUACAGCUGGAAAGUGGGAGAGGGGGCGUGGGAGAUCUCAGUCAAACAGAUGAAUGUCUUUAAGAGCGACACUGGCAAUUCAAACAAUGGUUACAAGUACAUCUGCAAGUUGAAUAACGCUGUUAGUGGGGAAGGGGAAGUCAGUGAGCCAGUUGGAGAGGUGUUUGUCUCAGAACCUUCUGAAGUUGGUGUUGGUGCUGUUGUUGCUGGUGUUGUCGUUGUCAUAUUAGUACUUGUUGCCGUUGUCAUAAUAGUUUGGUUGGUGUGGAAGAAAAAAAAAGGAUAUCCCGAAGACACCUGGAUCGACUUUUUGACCAAGUUUUGUGGUGGAGUGUUUGCUAAACCCAGUGAUGGAAACAACCAAACCACAGCUAAAGUCAGUGAUGGAGUCCAGCCAGAACAAGAGGUUACGGUUCCGCUAACGGACAUCAACAUAACAGGGCAAGACGACGCAGACGAAGCUGGAAAGGGGCAGGAGAAUGGAGCUAAAGGCAGUGAUGGAGUCCAGCCAGAACAAGGGGUUAAGGUUCCACAAACGGCCAACCCCAAAACAGGGGAAGACGACGCAGACAAAGCUGGAAAGGGGCAGGGGAAUGGAGCAGCUGAAGCCAGCAGAUCCGACAGUCCUAAAGAGAAGUCAGAGCCUGAUGGCAGUGAUGUAGUCCAGCCAGAACAAGGGGUUACGGUUCCACAAACGGCCAACCCCAAAACAGGGGAAGACGACGCAGACAAAGUUGAAAAGGGGCAGGAGAAGGGAGGAGCUGAAGCCAGCGGAUCCGGUAGUCCUAAAGAGAAGUCAGAGCCUGAGGGCAGUGAUGUAGUCCAGCCAGAACAAGUGGUUACGGUUCCGUUAACUGCCAACCCCAAAACAGGGGAAGACGACGCAGACAAAGCUGAAAAGGGGCAGGAGAAGGGAGCAGAUGAACCCAGUGGAUCCAACAGUCCUAAAGAUGAGUCAAAGCCUGAGGAAACCACACCGUUGAUGGAGUAUGAAGACAGACUGUAAAUAAUCCAGUGUUUUAGGAUGCUGGUGGUCUUCUUGGUGGGGAACUGAGGACCACAAAAAUGGGGUUUGAAGGCUCUCAGUACAUGCCUCCAUGUCUGUUACAUUGAGACAAACGACCAAGAAGAGAGAAACUGUUGGAGAUGUUUUUAAUGUACUAUACAUUUAAAAUGGAAAAUAGGCAAAUAUUGCACAUAGUAACUUGCAUUCAAUCAGAUGAAGUACAGUGAGCUACAAAGUAUUGGCACAGAGACAUCUUUUGUUAUUUUGGCUCUGUACUCCAGCACUUUGGAUUUGAAAUUAGAUAAUGACUAUAAGGUUAAAGUGUAGACUGUCAGCUUUAACCCGAUAUGGAUGAGAAUACCCUCAAAUUAAAGCUGACAGUCAGUCUGCACUUUAACCUCAUAGUCAUUGUGUCAUUUAAAAUCCAAAGUGCUGGAGUACAAAGCCAAAACAACCAAAACGCGUGUGACUGUCCCAUCAAUUUUGGAGCUCACUGUAUAAUGUGAUGAGCCGUGUGCUUUAUGAACUUACAGUACUUCAGACAUUUGAGGCCAAUAUUUGUAUCUCAGAACAUUUGGUGAUUGACAAAAACAAGAGAUUCUUACCCUUUCUCACUAUUCAUACCUCGUCUUUACAAAUCUCCAUCAAUUUGUGCAUAUUGUUUUUGUUGUUUGAAGCCAUAGUAUCAAUCACUUUGUGGUUGUAUGAUUCCUUUUCAGGUAUUUUCCCCAGAGCGCUUUAUGCCAACCCACUCCACUUUCUGUUUUAAAUCGCAGCUUGUGAAUGUCUUAUAUCAUUUCAUAAUUUACUAAUUCUUCAAGCCUUCACUUGACAUAUAUCAAGGAAUUUGUACAGGUUGUUAUUGUUUUAGUUAUUUUUCUCAGAGUAAUUUAUGCCAACCCCCACAAUAGGCAAAGUAUACUGUAGGGAGAGAGUGUUGGUUGAGAGGAACCAGGCCUGAGAGGUAGAGCUCAUCCUCAUCUGCCUUGUAAAGAGAGUGCUCUGCAGUACUGAGAUGUUGUAUUACUAACAACAAUGGUGCAUGUGUAUUUGUUUUAAUACCUUAAUAUUCCUUCAAAUUUCCCUCUGGUAUACAGUGCUGCUUGAAAAUAUGUGAACCCUACAGGGCUGUCAUUAUUUUUGCUAUAAAAUAUUAAAAUAAACAUAAAAUCCUUAUCUAAACCCCAAUUCGUAAUAAAGACAUUCAAGUAAAUGACAAACAAAAAAGAAAUGAUAUUUUCAUUGUUUAUUUAACAGUAACUCAGAUUUGAUGUGUCCAAAAAUAUGUGAACCCCUUCAGUCAAUAGCUUGUGGCACCUCCAUUAGCAGCGGUAACUUGGACUAAACGUCUCCUAUAGCCAGUAAUCAGUCUGACAUCUGUUUUGAGUGAUUUUUGCACACUCCUCCUUACAGAAUUCAGCCAAUUGAGUGAGGUUUGAGGGGUUUCUGGCAUGAACUGCCCGCUUCAGGUCCUGUCACAGCAUCUCGAUUGGAUUUAGGUCAGGACUUUGACUUGCCCAAUCCAAAACACAAAUCUUCUUUCUCCUGAGCCAUUCUUUGGUAGAUUUGCUUGAAUGCUUUGGGUCGUUGUCUUGUUGGAAGACCCAUUUUCGUCCCAGCUUUAUCUCCUUGACUGAUGGCCUGACAUUCUGUUCAAGAAUCUCCUGGUAUACCUCAGAAUUCAUGGUUCCCUUAAUGAUGUGAAGUCAUCCAGGUCCAGAGGAGGAAAAGCAGCCCCAGAUCUUGACAUUCCCACCACCAUGCUUGACUGUUGCGAUAAGGUUAUUUUGGUGGUAGGCAGCGUUGGGUUUGCGCCAAACAUAGCGGUGUUGAUUGUGACCAAAAAGGUCAAUUUUGGACUCAUCGGUCCAGAGACUGGACUUCAAGAAACCUUCAGGUUUGUCCAGGUGGUCUCUGGCAAAUUUAAGACUGGGUUUUUUUUACAGCAGAGGCUUCUUCCUAGCAACCCUCCCAUGAAUGACAUUUCGAUUCAGUGUUCUUAUUGUUGAAGCAUGCACAGUUACCUGAGAUGCAGCAAGGGAGGUCUGCAAAUCUCUAGAUGGUAUGUUUGGGUUGGCUUUUACCCUGAUUUAUUAUUGUUCUUGUGGCUCUUGGGGAUAUUUUGGAAGGGCGUCCACUUCUAGGCCGAGUUGCUGUCAUGUUAAAUGCUCUCCGUUUGUAAAUGAUUUGCCUCACAGUGGACUGAUUAUUUUAUAGCCUUCCCCAGACUGAUGUGCUCCCACUACCCUCAUCCUGAUGUCCUCUGCGAUCUCCUUUCCUCUCGGCAUGGUGUGCUUUGCAUUCACCUGGAUGGGGAACACCAAACUGACCAGGUUUCUUAUCUCUAUUUAUCAGAGUCCCGCCCAAACUCUUUCCUAAUGAUCUCUCCUUUGAUUCGUUCAUUUGGUAGCUAAUUAUUUACCCACCUGAUUCUACUUACCUACUUGAUUUAACCAAUGCAACUUGGGGUUCACUUAUUUUUGCACCUGCAAUAAUUACUUUUUAAUUUUGUUUUUCUACUACACGCAUGAUUUCCUCUACACCAACAUAUGGUAUUGGUAAAUAUAAACCUGUUAUGUCAGAUCAAAAAGACUGGUUCUGAUUAAAAUAAGAUUUCAUGGUAAAAACGGAAAAAAGGUCUCACAUACUUUCAAGCAGCACUGUAUAUCUGAGCGUAUCUGUUUUCACAAUAUAAUUUUGUCACCUGGAUUUUAAUAAAACAAUUCUCAUAUCUGUA
This is a messenger RNA of Coregonus clupeaformis (lake whitefish), 4332 nucleotides long. RefSeq lists its product as uncharacterized. Lineage: Eukaryota; Metazoa; Chordata; Actinopteri; Salmoniformes; Salmonidae. The transcript has 21 exons. The record is from RefSeq and is a predicted model, not a curated record. Bases 138 to 1595 code for a protein of 485 amino acids.